This is a messenger RNA of Megalops cyprinoides (Indo-Pacific tarpon), 471 nucleotides long. Its product is annotated as ATP synthase membrane subunit DAPIT, mitochondrial-like. Bases 165 to 341 code for a protein of 58 amino acids. The record is from RefSeq and is a predicted model, not a curated record. Lineage: Eukaryota; Metazoa; Chordata; Actinopteri; Elopiformes; Megalopidae. The transcript is spliced from 4 exons.
GACGUCACUUGUCCGGACAUCCUUGGAUUUGCUGUACUGGAGACAGCUCGCUAAGCUGCCUGCAUUGUAAGAUUCCUCCGUCGCAGUGUUAAAUCGACUUCGAGAGGGUAAAUACACUCGGCCAAAUAGCUAAAAUUGUAAUGAACACGACAGGUUAAUUGAUCAUGGCAGGACACGAUGCUGGAACCCAGCACCAGUUUACUGGUUUCGCGAAACACUUCAAUGCGUACACCAUCACCGGAAGGAGGAACUGUGUCCUGGCUACAUAUGCAGGCAUCGCUACAAUUUUCCUCUUCUUCAAGCUGAAGCCCAAGAAGCAGAAGCAGGUCACAGCAAAGUAAUCAAUGGUUCUUCCCUCUCAGUGCUCUUUUGGACUGAGUGAGCUGGUCGCUGGCUUUGUGUAUAUGGAUACGGCAACCUUUGUGAAUCCCUAAUUUAUGCACUUCAGGAAAAUAAAGAGCGUAAAAAACA